CGUUUCAGAGCAUUUGUCCUACGCGGUUGCCGUCCGGAUCUGUUCUUGGAAUAACAGGAACCUGCAGAAUUAAAUGAAUGUAUAACAAGCGUGAGAUUUAUAUAGAAUGGGAUUUAACUAACCGCGAGAAAUAUUGCCUAAUAUUACACACUCUUCCGAUGAAGCCCCAUGAAGCCAUCAGCCCGUGUGUCUCAGCAUGGUGAAGGAGUCAGCCUUAUGGCACAGCCUGUCAGGAUCAUAUACAGCCAGACUCACUCAUGGCCAGAGUGAACAAGUCCUUGGUGCUGCUGCUGCUCAUCACAGCCAGCUCCAUAUUUCUCCUGUUUCAGCUCUAUUACUACAGACAGCACUCAAAUAAGCAUGGACUACAAGUUCCGAGCGGUAAAGGUUACCCAACAGGGAAGGAAGCACAAUGGCAUUUAGUGAAAAAGUUCCUGGCUCUGGUCCGUAAGUUCAACCUGCCCGUGUUUCUGGUGGACACGACGUCUCUGAGCCUGCUUUCCCAGGAUGCCGUUCUGCUCAAGGACAGCCAGAUGAAGGAGCCUCACUGCACCUUUCUGUGCACACACAGGGACUUUGUCACCUUCGGCCUGUUCGGAAACCUCUGGAAGUACGACGCUGCCCUGCUGGAGGCUGCAGAGGAACGCGGUAUGGAAGUGCUGGAGAUCAAGGGAAAAGACCCCAGGCUGAUCAGCAUGGACGACCUGUCAGGACGCGACAUCCCUCUUCACCUGCUGUUCCGCUUUAACGGCCGCGUGGUGCAUGUAGUCGUGCUGUACGAACGAAGCGGCAACUACCUGUGGCACGGGCCGCUCAGGAUCCGAGGCAGCGCGGACCGCAAAUUCGCUCCGUUCAGGAACCUGGAGUUCGGCCGCUACGCCGGAGCUUACAGCAGGCCAGAACUUAUUCUGACCACUCUGGAUGGGCUUGAUGUGCGGAUCCCAAAAAACUUCUCUCACUUCCAGGGCGAACAUUCCAAUAGCCGCUUCCUGGAGUGCAGAUAUCGAGAGGCAGCCGCCUUUUACCAGUUGUAUCCAGACGACACGUCACCAGACGCCAUGGACUUCAGGAUGAAGGCAAAGAGUCUGCUUCACCUCGCCUCUCGGGUCCUCGGUGCGCUCGAGGUUCCGUUCUGGCUGAGCAGUGGUACGUGUCUCGGUUGGUUUCGGCAGUGUAACAUCAUUCCCUACAGUAAAGAUGUAGACCUGGGCAUCUGGAUCAAAGAUUACAAGCAUGACAUCACACAGGCAUUUCAGAAGGCUGGACUGUCCCUCAAACAUAAGUUUGGAAAGAUAGAAGACAGCCUCGAGCUCUCUUUUCAAGGCCUGGAUGUAAAACUGGACAUCUUUUUUUUCUACGAGGACGGCGACAUCGUUUGGAACGGAGGCACACAGGCGAAGAGCGGAAAGAAAUUCAAGUACGUGUUCCCUCGGUUCGGCCUGUGCUGGACGGAGCUGCUGGAGCUGAAGGUCCGAGUGCCCUGUGAGACUUUGGACUACGUUACUGCAAACUACGGGCCGGAUUGGAACGUUCCAGUCAAGACCUGGGAUUGGAAGAGCUCACCUCCAAACGUGCAGGAGAACGGCGUGUGGCCCAUCAAGGAGUGGGACGACGUCAUCCUGGUUAACUGAGGCGGCUGGGAAGUCUAUUCAUCACUAGUGUGUAGUGUAGAAAUGCCACAGCAGUAUCCCAAAAAAAAAAAAAAUACUCCAUGGCUUUACCAGGACAUAACCAGAUCAGAAAACACUGUAUUAUUUCCACACUGUUUUGAAAAACUCAUUAAAUAAUAACCGAUUAAUUUAAACCUUAA
This is a messenger RNA of Tachysurus fulvidraco (yellow catfish), 1810 nucleotides long. RefSeq names its product fukutin (gene fktn). Gene Ontology annotation, cellular component: Golgi membrane. Lineage: Eukaryota; Metazoa; Chordata; Actinopteri; Siluriformes; Bagridae. The record is from RefSeq and is a predicted model, not a curated record. The transcript has 10 exons. The coding region runs from base 258 to 1631 and encodes 457 amino acids.